Annulohypoxylon truncatum is the source of this 1538-nucleotide messenger RNA. Its product is annotated as galactose mutarotase-like protein. The record is from RefSeq and is a predicted model, not a curated record. NCBI's taxonomy places the organism in Eukaryota, Fungi, Ascomycota, Sordariomycetes, Xylariales, Hypoxylaceae. The transcript has 5 exons. Gene Ontology annotation, biological process: beta-D-galactose catabolic process via UDP-galactose, Leloir pathway; glucose metabolic process. The coding region runs from base 156 to 1301 and encodes 381 amino acids. Gene Ontology annotation, molecular function: carbohydrate binding; aldose 1-epimerase activity.
UAGGUAUUGGGGUAGAGGUAGUAAUAAGCCAAGUGUCUCUUCUUUCUCGAAGGGUGUCUCGUGCGUGUGCUUGCUACCUGAUCUUCUCCCAUCACCUGAAGCCGUAACCGUGAUAGUUACCUCCUAAGCUCGCUCGACGGGAUUCGAUUGAAGAGAUGUGGUGCUCUAUAGCUGCUCUUUCGGUCUUGGCGGCAGCGACCUCUGUUGUUUCCCAAGCUCCAAGUCCAGGGGAAGACGGAAAAUACACCAUAUCCUCGUCGGGGAUAACAGCAAAGUUCAUCCCUUACGGAGCUACACUCACCAACCUAUUCGUCAAGGAUAAGAAUGGAGAGGAUGUUGACGUGGUACUCGGAUACGAUGACAUAGACUAUUAUCCGGAGGACCCAGGGCAUCCCGUGUACAACAGCAUCCCCGGCCGUUAUGUCAAUCGCAUCGGGAAAGGCAAGUAUACGAUCGACAACACGACCUAUACGACACAGAUCAACGACGGGACCAACACUUUACACAGCGGUACGAACAAUUGGUCGUAUCGCGUAUGGAAUGUGAGUGCCGCAACUGAGGACUCUAUCACUUUCACCGUACGAGAUGCGUCCAACUCGUCCCAAGGCAUGCUGGGCCUCGUGAAGGGGCAGGUGACGUAUAGCGUCAGUAAAAGCACGUGGAAGAUCUUGAUGGAAGCGACGUCGCCCGAGGCCAAGACCCCACUCAUGCUGACCCACCAUACAUACUUCAACCUGGAUGCGUACAGAAACCCCGACACGUUGCAGAUCUGGAACCAUACGCUGUACUUACCCUACUCGAAGAGGUAUUUAGUUGCUGAUGAUGGAGCGCUGCCCACGGGGAAAAUCGCCACGGCGGAACCUGAUAGCAUCAACGAUUUUACGAGCCGUCCCGGCCUAUUCUUAGGCCAUGCGCGAGGCGACCCCACGUUCGCAGGUAAUUGCGGCGGCGGCGGUGCCUGCGAGGGUUAUAACGGCUACUUCCUGAUUGAAGAUGCACCUGAGGAUGCCGCUGUUGUCCAAUUGGCCAGUGAGUUUUCUGGUAUCACCGCCGACUUACGUACAGACCAGUCCGGAGUAGUGGUCUACUCGUGCAAUUGGAUGGACGGGACCGCCGACCUAAAGAGCACGCAGGGCACGGAGGAGAACCGCAAGGUGGUUAGGAGCUCCUGUGUUGCUAUCGAGGCACAAGAUUAUGUGGAUGGCAUUAAUCACCCUGAAUGGGGACGUGUCGAGAAGCAGAUUACCGGGCCAGGCCAAAAAUAUUCGUGGGAGAGCUCUUGGACGUUCGGAAAUCUUUGAAGGAAAAGGGAAGAGAAAUGACAUGAUUCUCGGCCUUGAUUACCAAAAAGCAGGGUAAGGAUUGGUUCGCGCGACGAGCCUUGUGGUGGCAACCGUCAAAAAGAAGCCGGCCGCGUCCUGAGUUGUAUGUACAUAGCGGUAGGGUUUAAAGGAAAUGGUAGCCUUGUGAAUCGCGUCGUGUGUCUCGACAAUGCAUGUUUCUUGGCAUACCUCGAAGUUCUAGUGACGCAAUAUCUC